Cygnus olor (mute swan) is the source of this 2349-nucleotide messenger RNA. RefSeq names its product zinc finger protein 385D (gene ZNF385D). Gene Ontology annotation, molecular function: zinc ion binding; nucleic acid binding. Bases 521 to 1780 code for a protein of 419 amino acids. The transcript is spliced from 12 exons. Gene Ontology annotation, cellular component: nucleus. The record is from RefSeq and is a predicted model, not a curated record. Lineage: Eukaryota; Metazoa; Chordata; Aves; Anseriformes; Anatidae.
CCCGUUAAAGAAAAGAUCUGUUUGUAGUACUCUUAGUCCUGAUGUCACAGGCACAGCAAGGACAUCAGAAGGAGGAGUCAGAUUACAGUAAGAAUGGGCAGUGCAGCAUGCAGCCAGAGUAAAUGCUAAAUCAGACAGGGAUUGUAUCAGGGAUAAGACUGCCUGCAAAGCGCUCAUCCUGAGGAGGCACACUGCUCGCUCACGCUUCUUAUGCUGGGAAAUUUCCACAUAAUGUAGAAUGAAAGAGCUCUGUUUUACAUGUCAGCCCUGUGCGGGAGCUAAUGCUGAAUACACAGCAGUGGGAUCCUGACUACGUGAUUAAUGAGAAACAUAAUGUAUUUUGUUACUGGACCUAACAUGCUGAGAGACUUCCAUGGCUCCCAGUAAAGUAAGAGUUUCAACUGUGCUGGAAAUAUUAAAUCAGACCUAGCCUAAUUAAGUUCCUAGGACAAAGACUAUAUUGUUGUAAGGUGCCUUGAUACAAGACCAGAAUGUACCUAGGCUGACUGAAGAGCAGGCCAUGAAAGGUGGUACAUGCCAGAGCCCUGCUCUUCCAGCCUUAGUGCGUCCUCCUGCUCCACCCUUGCAGCCGUCGCUGGAUAUUAAACCAUUUCUUCCGUUUCCUCUGGAUACUGCAGCAGCAGUCAAUCUCUUCCCCAACUUCAAUGCAUUGUCCUGUCCCAUAACAGAACUGCUUGUGCUUGCAGCUUCUCCUGAGAACUGCCAGAUGGACCCAAUUCAAAAAGCUGUAAUAAAUCAUACAUUUGGGGUUCCUCUUCCUCAUCGAAGAAAGCAAAUCAUAUCAUGCAACAUUUGCCAGCUGAGAUUUAAUUCGGAUAGCCAGGCUGCGGCCCACUACAAAGGCACUAAACAUGCCAAGAAGCUCAAAGCACUGGAAGCCAUGAAAAAUAAGCAGAAAUCUGUUACUACCAAGGACAGCGCAAAGACUACCUUCACUUCCAUCACUACCAAUACCAUCAAUACCAGCUCUGACAAAACAGGCAUUGGAGAAAAGCUAUUGCCUGAUAAAGACGUUACCACAGGGACACCAGCAAUAUCAACGACGACAACCUUGGAAAUCCGGAAGAGCAGUGUUAUGACAACUGAGAUCACCUCUAAAGUGGAGAAAAUCCCCACGACAGCCACUAGCAGCACCACAUGUCCUUCCGUUGAGACUGAGGAAGAAAAAGCAAAAAGACUGCUGUACUGUUCACUAUGCAAAGUCGCUGUCAACUCUGCCUCACAGCUGGAGGCGCACAACAGUGGGACUAAGCACAAAACUAUGCUGGAAGCUCGGAAUGGAAGUGGAACCAUAAAAGCCUUUCCCCGGGCAGGCGUAAAAGGCAAAGGACCUGUGAAUAAAGGAAACACAGGCCUUCAGAACAAAACAUUUCACUGUGAAAUAUGUGAUGUGCACGUAAACUCUGAGACACAACUGAAACAGCACAUAAGCAGUAGAAGGCACAAAGACAGAGCUGCUGGGAAGCCGCCUAAACCUAAAUACAGCCCGUACAACAAACUCCAGAAGGGAACGCAUCCUCUAGGGGUAAAAUUAGUAUUUUCAAAGGAACCUUCAAAGCCGAUAGCUCCACGAAUCUUACCAAAUCCGCUAGCAGCUGCAGCAGCAGCUGCUGCUGUGGCUGUGAAUUCCCCCUUCAGUCUUCGAACAGCCCCAGCCGCUACCCUUUUCCAGACUUCAGCACUUCCUCCAGCACUCCUACGACCAGCUCCAGGGCCUAUACGGACCACCCAUACUCCCGUGCUGUUUGCUCCUUACUGAACUCCAAACAGGAAUUAACUGCAAUAAUUUUUCAAAUCAAAACAAACAAAAAAGAAAAUCAAGAACAUUGAACUAUGCAGUGUUUAUUUAUAGUUUAAAGUAUAUAUGAAGAGCCAGGACUUUUGAUAGAGGACUCAACAAAUUCUAAAAGGGGGAAUGGGCAGUAUUUUCUCCAGAUGAGAGCAUUCCUCUUCUGAGCAUUGAUCGUUUUAGAAAUGAUCUCCAGCAUUGACUUGUAGUGACAUAUAAAACUUAUGAAGCCUUUUGACUGUGCUUUUUGGCACAUAUUUCCCUGCAAUGUCUUUCCUGCUUUAUGAAACAACUUACAAAUUUGUCUAAAGGGCAUUAACUGGUUCCAAUGUACAUAAAAUACUUUAUUCUGUAGAUUAAAGAAGAAGGAAAAAAAAAAAAAAAAAACAAACACUGUGAAUAGUAGUACCCUUACCAAUCCUCCUGCCAAAUCAGCAGUUACUGGGUAUUUAUCUGAAAAAAAAAGUAGAUACAAUAGAUGUCUUGUAAAACAGUAGUAUUGUGUCUCUAUCUAUGCCACUAGGUUUCUAACUGAGUUG